Anopheles merus is the source of this 1516-nucleotide messenger RNA. Its product is annotated as von Willebrand factor D and EGF domain-containing protein-like. The transcript is spliced from 4 exons. Lineage: Eukaryota; Metazoa; Arthropoda; Insecta; Diptera; Culicidae. The coding region runs from base 102 to 1271 and encodes 389 amino acids. The record is from RefSeq and is a predicted model, not a curated record.
UUAGGUUCUACUGACCGUUUGCUUUAAUCCAUCGCGAACCUUCCGUGGGGUAAGAUUGAAGUUGAAGCUGUAGUGACCCCAUUUCUUUACGAUAUUACACCAUGGAGCGUCUCAAGUGGUGCAUUUUGGUUGGGCUGGCUUUCGUGUGCCAGUUUGGGCUAGCUCCCGGUCAGGAGGGUGUAAAGACCGCGUGGCGCAAAGGCGGUGGCGUUCAGGUUGCUUCUCACGAUGUUACGAUCGCGAAUCAAAGUUUUGUGGAGAUGGCCGAGCCAGGUCGACAGACGAACACGACCGUGAUGAGUCUGCAACGAUCGAACGAAUCGAUGAGUGCCCUGGAUCGCUUUAUGAACAAAACGAAGGGACACAUUCCUGCGGGAGUAUGCUUCGAGGAGGUGCCUACGGUUUCCCUGUUGAAGUAUAACCCUCGCGGAGAUGUGCCAGCGGGUAAUGGGUCCAAUCCUUCUCUCAGUCGGAUUCAAGUUUGCUGCCCCGGAUAUGAGCGUAAUGUGCACAACUUCCGCAAGUGUGAGCCCGUGUGUGAGGAUCCGUGUCUGAACGGGCUGUGUGUGGGACCGAACACCUGCGAAUGCUAUCCGGACUUUGUACGGAACGGCCAAGGUCGAUGUGUACCGACCUGUCCGAUCGGGUGCGAUCAUGGCGAGUGUGUGGUUGGAACGGGUGAGUGUCGCUGUAAGGAAGGCUAUGAGUUGGAUCCGACGACGAAGAAAUUCUGUGUGCCGCACUGCACUGGAGGAUGUGGCGUGGGUCGCUGUGUGGAUGUGGAGCGAUGCGAGUGUGGCGAGGGAUAUAAGUUCGAUCCGAAGCUCAAGUGUGCACCACACUGUGAGGGUGGAUGUUUGAAUGGACACUGUGUUGAACCGGGUGUUUGCAGGUGUGAGGCGGGCUAUGAGAUGUCGGAAAUGGGAUGUGAGCCAAUCUGCUCAAAUGGUUGCUUCCACGGUGUUUGUACCGCGCCGGAAACGUGCUCCUGUAAGCCUGGGUAUCAAAAGGUCGGUGAUCAAUGCUCUGCUACUUGUGAUCGUCCCUGUCUGAACGGAGAAUGCACUGGACCGAAUGUUUGCAGCUGCAAUCGUGGCUACAUCCUUGACGAGGCCAAUUCCUUCCAUUGUAUUGCGCACUGUCCCAACGGAUGUCCGAACGGUGUCUGCUCUGGCCCAAACAUGUGCCUCUGCAAUGCAGGAUACGUCAAGGAUCGUUCGCUCAAAGGAAGUCAAGCAUGCAUCAAGCGCUUCGACGGAGUUAAAUCAUAACCAGCGGCAGUCAGGGAGCCGAUAACGAGCCUAUGCAUUCGUUUGCGUAGAGAGCUCUUCACCAUUGGCGGGUGCGCACGCUUUGCAUUGCAGUGCGGCGGCGUGUUGCUGAUUUUGAUAGCGCUUAUCGCACUCAGGAUGCAAAAAAAACACAUCAACAUGAAUGGUGAACAUUAACACGAUUGUAACGCGAAACGGGGGGCAGUGGAUGUGGAUGCAAAAUAAAUGAAAGCCAAUUCAACUAA